This is a messenger RNA of Penicillium samsonianum, 770 nucleotides long. RefSeq lists its product as uncharacterized. The record is from RefSeq and is a predicted model, not a curated record. Lineage: Eukaryota; Fungi; Ascomycota; Eurotiomycetes; Eurotiales; Aspergillaceae. The transcript has 4 exons. Bases 97 to 588 code for a protein of 163 amino acids.
CAAAACAAAAGUGACUCCAAAUUCCACUGAAAACAAUCAUUGCUUUUGAUAUGGCUUUGUUCUGACACAUCUUCAUACCAAGCCAGCCAAUCCAAUAUGCAGUCAACACCAAACAGGACCAGUAAAAUCCCUCGACGGGGGACAAUGUCACCCCGUGUCAGUCAAGGAAGCAAAAGCCCUCCAGGCAGUGGGAGCUUCCAAGGGAACAAAAGCGCUCAAUCACCAGUUGAAGCUCUUACAUCUGCCCCUAUUCAUGAUGAGAUCCCACUUGUCUCUGGGUUGACACAAGGACUUGAGGACUGCAACUGGGAACAACUCCAGGGGAAAUAUGCCGAUGCAAUGGAGGAACACAGCCGAGUCGAAGAGAAUCUUCGUGUUGGAACAGCCAAGCUUCUUGAAGUUUUCAUGGCAUGGUCUCAAACUACCGUUUCGCAAGAUGAGAACAGGGCUUUGAAAAGGUUCAAGACCCAAAUGCAGCACGUUCAAAAUUCCGAAAUCAAUGUGGAAAACAAAAAGAAGCAUUAUGCGGAAGUAGUAAAGGCUUUCCAAAAUGCUCUCGCCUUGCUAAACGAUCAAAUGAAGCUUUAGGCACAUGAUCGAUACGAUGUUUAUGAAUUAUGAGUUUAUGUAACCCUUCCCCCAGGGAAUCGAUCUUCCAAGACAGGAAUUGAAUCAGUAUGCAAAAAGCCAUCAAAAAGUCAUCCAUUAUGUAUUUCCUCACUUAUAUGAUGGCUUAAGAUGAAAAAUGAAAAAUGAAAAACAAAUGUACU